AAAGUUGGCUUGUCUAAUAUAACACAGUUUUGAAAUGCAAACAAUAGUCUUGACAAAAUUAUAUAUCUUUCCUACGAUAAUAUGGGAAGAAUCGUAUAUUCCAUACACUCAUGUUUUUGUUUUUUAGCAUAAGAAUCUAUGCUGGCAAUCUAUGGUGGCUUAAAUCUGUGUUAUUCCAGUGUAGUAUGUAAAAUCUUCAAGAUGCAUCCAAUAACAUUUAUACAUCGUGUUACCAAUGAAAAGGAUCCAUACCGGAAGAGAGGUUCAGAGAUCGGCGACAUACAACUUAAGGCCACCUCUGAAACUUUGUCUCCAAAAAUGGUUGUGGAUUUCGUAGCCGGACUUCUGGGAGGAGCUGCGGGGGUUCUUGUUGGUCAUCCCUUCGAUACCGUGAAGGUCCACCUACAGACCGAUGAUCCUCGCAACCCCAAAUACAAAGGCACAUUCCACUGCUUCCGGACGAUAUUGCAAAAAGACAGCUUUAGAGGAUUAUACCGGGGUAUUAGCAGUCCCAUGGGAGGCAUCGGAUUGGUGAACGCCAUCGUUUUCGGGGUCUACGGAAAUGUGCAACGAUUGUCCAACGAACCCAAUUCGCUGACGUCACACUUCUUCGCUGGAUCAAUCGCGGGAGUGGCCCAGGGCUUCGUCUGUGCGCCCAUGGAGUUGGCCAAAACGAGACUCCAAUUGGCCAAUCAGAUUGACAGCGGCAUCAAGUUUACUGGACCCAUCCACUGCCUCAAAUACAUAGUAAAAACCGAGGGUAUCAAAGGUGCCUUCAAGGGAUUAACAGCCACUAUUCUAAGGGAUAUUCCAGGCUUCGCCAGCUACUUUGUGUCCUUCGAGUACCUUAUGCGUCAAGUGGAGACUCCUAGCGUUCCUUACACCCUUCUGGCCGGAGGAUGUGCUGGCAUUUCCUCCUGGCUGGCGUGCUAUCCCAUCGACGUGGUGAAGACCCACAUGCAGGCAGAUGCCAUGGGCGCGAAUGCCAAGUACAAUGGCUUCAUCGACUGUGCGAUGAAGGGCUUUAAAAACGAAGGACCCCAGUACUUCUUUCGCGGCCUAAACUCCACAUUGAUCAGGGCUUUUCCGAUGAACGCCGCCUGCUUCUUCGUGGUGUCCUGGGUCCUGGACUUCUGCAAUGCCAAGAACGGUAUGGAUUCCGUGAUGCACUCCGAUCAGCCAUUGACUCUAGUGAACCUGGACAACAAGAGCAAAGUGGAUUUGGAGACGACGGUGCCCACGGUUGAGGAAGUGGUGCGCAAAAUAAUCACGGACAAUGCCAUGUCCCAUCAGUAUGUGUCUACUCCUCAGGACGUCGUUCACAGCCACUACACGAGUAGCACGAUCAACAUUCCCAAAGAAUCUAAAGCACGUUUAGCAUCCGAUUGUAAUUUAAAAUAAAGUACAAAUUAUUUAGUACCUU
Molecule: messenger RNA, 1423 nt
Organism: Drosophila erecta
Lineage: Eukaryota; Metazoa; Arthropoda; Insecta; Diptera; Drosophilidae
Product: mitochondrial basic amino acids transporter
Exons: 5
Coding region: 139-1401 (420 amino acids)
Biological process (GO): mitochondrial L-ornithine transmembrane transport
Cellular component (GO): mitochondrion
Molecular function (GO): high-affinity L-arginine transmembrane transporter activity
Source: RefSeq, a predicted model, not a curated record